UAAGCAGCAGCAGCGCGCAGAGUCCGCGGAAGUGACGUCAGGCGAAGAAGAAUCUGUGUUUACAGCAGUGUUUUUGAACUGUUAGCAUGAGCUCCGACAGUGUGCUUUAAGACAUGAUCUCGCGUCUAAAGCGUCUUUCUGAAACACCGACAUGAGCGACGCGACGGAGAGCCGCGAGCAGCGCGCUCCUCUGUCCUCAGCCGCGAUGAAGAGAGCUGAAAUCAGUGACCAGCCGCAAGCGUUGGAGAAGAGAGGACCGUACAUCAUGACCAAGGCUCCUGCUUUCCACACCACGCUCCAGAAGCACAGAGACACGGCCAGACGAGCUCUUCAGAAGAGAGGACUGGGCUCGGGGAGGCCUGUGCUUCAUCAGCCACGACACAAACCAACGACUGUGAGGUUCAGUAAGGGCUACGCUGCUCUGAGUCAGACGGGAGACGAUUCGCUCGUAUCACUGGACUCUGACAGCGACGCGGAGCUGGAUUGUUCGUCUGGAUAUUCCUCAGCUGAGGUGCAUCCAGACCUGAGCAGGCAGCUGCUGAAGGAUGGAUAUCACCUGGACGAAAUCCCUGAUGAUGAGGAUCUGGACCUGAUUCCUCCGAAAGCCCUGAGCUCCUCCGUCUGCUGCUGCUCUGAUGCGUCCUCCUGCUGUGUGCAGUGAGGAACGGACCAGAAACAGUGUUUUUACUAGAAUCCCUCUUCGUAGCCAAACCCCCAAACGCUUCCAGCUUUGAGAUCAGUCUGUGGUUUACUGACCGUCAUGAACACACUCCAGAGCGGCUCACAAAUCAGAAUUAAUCAGUUAGGAGUUAUAUUUAAACAUUAGGUGGAUCUAAGUAUCGUUGCCACACCAGUAGUGAUGUUAUUUAGCCCGAAUUCUCAUUGCUGUAAUGUGUGGAAGUUUGUUUCUGUCACAGGAUGAAAAAAAAAAAAAAAAAAAAGUCAUUUUGAGAACUUUUUCUCUCACAAUUUGGAUUUAUGCAAGAUAUAACCCUUAGAAAAAUCUGAAAAAAGUCAAAAUUGUGAGAUUAAAUUCGUGAUUGUUAGAAAAAAGGUGCAAUUAUUAUUAUUAUUUUUUUUUUUUCAUAAAAACUGAAUUGUGAGAAUUCAUAGGAAAAAAGUCAAAAGAAAAAAGUUUGAAUUGUGAAAUAUAAAUU
Messenger RNA from Cyprinus carpio (common carp), 1157 nucleotides. RefSeq names its product family with sequence similarity 219 member B. The record is from RefSeq and is a predicted model, not a curated record. Lineage: Eukaryota; Metazoa; Chordata; Actinopteri; Cypriniformes; Cyprinidae.